AUGAACGCCACUGUUGCUUCUGAAUAUUCGGCAGAACGCCAUUCCGUGCCCAUUGAGCACAGAUUCAACCCCUACUCUGAUAAUGGAGGUACAGUGCUAGGAAUUGCCGGCGAAGAUUUUGCCGUUUUAGCAGGAGAUACUCGUCAAGUUGUUGGCUAUUCCAUCAAUACUCGGUAUGAACCACGAGUAUUCGACGUGGGAGACAACAUUGUUAUGACCGCCAAUGGAUUCGAUGCUGAUGGAGCUGCGCUCAUCGAUCGGUUUCGUAAUUCUCUCAAGUGGUACAAGUUUGAUCAUAACGGUAAACGAUUGUCAAUUCUGAGCGCGGCUCGUUACAUUCAGCAUUUGUUAUAUGGAAAGAGGUUUUUCCCCUACUAUGUCAGUACGUUAAUUGCUGGUCUUGAUGACGAGGGUCGCGGUGCAGUUUACUCUUAUGACCCAGUAGGAUCUUAUGAACGAGAGCAAUGUAGAGCAGGAGGAGCUGCUGCCAGUUUGAUCAUGCCGUUCUUGGAUAACCAGGUGAACUUUAAGAAUCAAUAUGUACCUGGAAGUGAUGGUAAAAAGAAGAAGGAGUUGAGGUAUUUGUCGUUGGAGGAGGUGAUACAAUUGGUUAGGGAUGCAUUUACGUCUGCUACCGAGAGACAUAUAUACGUGGGUGACGGAUUGGAGAUCUUGAUUGUCACCAAAGAGGGGGUGCGUACCGAGUAUUUCCCAUUGAAGCGUGAUUGA
Molecule: messenger RNA, 729 nt
Organism: Meyerozyma guilliermondii ATCC 6260
Lineage: Eukaryota; Fungi; Ascomycota; Pichiomycetes; Serinales; Debaryomycetaceae
Product: proteasome core particle subunit beta 6
Exons: 1
Coding region: 1-729 (242 amino acids)
Cellular component (GO): proteasome core complex
Source: RefSeq, a predicted model, not a curated record